Acanthosepion pharaonis is the source of this 795-nucleotide messenger RNA. The record is from the annotation of a GenBank genome assembly. Lineage: Eukaryota; Metazoa; Mollusca; Cephalopoda; Sepiida; Sepiidae.
AUGAGAUGGGUCAAUAAUGCCGGGUUCAUGGCAUUUAACUUCUACCCAGCUUACAAUACCCAAUGUUCCCAAGAGAUCCCCCAUUUCUCUCUGUCUCUGUCUCUCUCUGUCUCUGUCUGUCUCUCUGUACGAGAAAAGAAACUUUCUCUCUUUCCCUCUCUUUCUCUCACUGAUUUUCCUUUUCUUUGUCUUUCUCUCUCAAUAUUUUUGGUCUAUUCAUCAUUUUUGACAAUAUUUUUCUCCAUCACCUUUCUUCAGUCUAAACAAAUUAUUCUUCUCUCACUUAUCCUCUUUCACUCUCUCUGUAUUUCUCUCAUCUUUUUCUUUCUUUUUGACACACUCUCUCUUCUAAACAAAUUCCGUCUCACUCUAUCUAUUUCUCUGGUCUUCCUCUCCCUCUCUCCCUUUCUCGGGUUUUUGUACUUUUUUUUUCAAUCUAAACAAAUUCUUCUCCCACGUACCCGCUUUCUCUCUACUUCUCUUAUUGUUUCUUUCUUUUUGACUUUCUUUCUUCUCUCUCUCACUCCCCCCUCUCUCUCUCUCUCUCUCUCUCUCUCUCUCUCUCUCUCUCUGCUUCCUCUCUAUGUUUCUUUUACCUUUUUCCAAAUUAUAUUUCUCUCACGUAUCCUCUUUUUCUCACUCUCUCUAUUUCUCUUCUCUUUCUUUUUAACUCACUCUCCACCUCUUUUUUCUUUUCACUCCCUCCCUCUCCCCCUCUCUCUCUCUUUCUGCUUUUAUACCAAUCGCCUCCCUUUCUUUUUUAUUUUACACAGCAUGCUACUGAGUUCUCGUUAA